This is a messenger RNA of Aureobasidium vineae, 243 nucleotides long. NCBI's taxonomy places the organism in Eukaryota, Fungi, Ascomycota, Dothideomycetes, Dothideales, Saccotheciaceae. The record is from the annotation of a GenBank genome assembly.
AUGGCAGACAUUUUCUCAUCGCACCCCUACCCUGGUCGCAAGACCAUCAACCCCAGCACCCAUCACUGUGGUGUUUGUGACAGAACUCUUGCCUACAAGGACAGAGCUGCUCAUGAUCGCAGCAAGAAGCACAGGGCUGAGCUGGACAGAGAGAAGGCCAAGGAAGCCGCCGCCAAUUGUUACGCUGAGGGCAACGAGAACCUCGACCCUAACGCCUGCCACAACUGCGGACAGUGUCAGUAA